UGAGUGAGGGCUGUGAGAAGAGAUAAAUGUACGAACGAAAAGAUUUGAGUGGAAAUGCACUGUGGGGAGACUGAAAAUCAAGCUGAAAACCACAGGGAAUAAAAGGAAGGUAAAGUAGCCCUUCUAUGACUGUAGGCCCAUCUGUACUGGCUGUCUAUCAGGAUGGGGGGCAGAAGAUCUUGGUUUUACUGGAAAUACCAUAUUGUUCUGUCUAUUUUGUCAGUGCAGUGGAAGGGAAUGAACUGUCAGGAGUCUGUACCAGGGUUUAAAAUAGAGGCCCCAGCAGGGGUGAGAGUGCAGAGGGGGCUCUGUGUGCACAUCCCUUGUAGCUUUACUGUUGGUCCUGGUUUUACCUUAACCAGAGAUGCCAUUGGAAUCUGGUAUAAAGGAUAUAAUGGAUUUCAAAGUAGGAUAAUUGCAGCUUCUACUGACUCCUCUCAGUUCCCUGAUACAACAAACGGGCGCUUUAUAUUCACUGGGAAAGUGAGUGCCGGAGACUGUUCCUUCUCUAUCAGUGAUGCACAACCAGGAGAUGCUGAUCGGUACCAGUUCCGACUUGAGGGUCCUUUAAAAUAUAACUACGUUGGUACCCAACCAUCUGUAUCUGUGACAGAUCUUGCAGAACUGAAAGAACCUGAUAUAUCUCCCACCAAGGAUCUGAUCGCUGGGGAAGAAGUGACUCUGACUUGCACUGCUCCUACAAACUGCCCUGGGCUCUCUCCAACCUUCACAUGGGAAGGAAGUGUAAAUACAGAAAGAACACAGAGCCAUACAUUGCAGCACCAAGAUAGGAACUUCAGCUACUGGUCCAAUAUCACUUUCACUCCAUCACCGAGGGACCAUAAUACCAUCUUAUCCUGUACAUUUACCUAUAAACAUGGGUCUGCUAAGGCAAACAUCACCCUGAAUGUUGAAUAUACACCCCUUCUGAACAUCACUAUUCCAGGGGGGACAGGAGAGAGCAGCAGUCUAAUUGUGAGAGAAGGCGACUCCAAGGAAAUCUACUGUACAGUUGACAGUAACCCAACGGCCAACAUUAGCUGGACUAGAGGAAACAGCCCGGUUGGGAAUACCAAGCAGAAAGGGCAGAAUCUGACUCUUUCACUACAGAAUGUAACAGAGAAUGACACCGCUGUAUAUACAUGUACGGCACAGAACCAAAGGGGGAGCAACAGCCGCUCUGUCAGUGUCUCUGUGGAAUAUCCCCCCCGACAGCCAACGAUCUGUGUAGAUAAGCCGGAAGGUUGCCUUCCUUUAGUAAAUGACUCUGUUCCAGAAGGAUCGACACUGUCCUUAAACUGCAGAGCAGAAAGUAACCCCCCGGCAAUUAUUUCCUGGAUUCAGAAUGAUCCACUCAACACAUUUUCUGAAAACAGUAUUCUGAAUGUCCAGGUUACAAAUGAUAUUGUAUAUACAUGCCAAGCUACAAAUAGAUACGGACUAUCAAAUAGUUCCAUCCUUAUUAUUGUCACGCCUGUACAAAAGUCUCAGACAGUUUUCCUCAUUGUGGGACUUUGUAUUUUAUUUUUCACACUUGCGGUGAUAGCGGCGGUGCUUGUAUUCAUAUGGAUGAGAAAGAAGAACAACGUACAGGAGGACACUAAAGAGAUGCCUAAGAGUGAUGGUGAUGUGAUUUACAAUGACGUAGAGAAUAUACAAAGCAUCAACAAUGUAUCCUACAUGAACACAGAGAAAACCAAACGGGAUAAGGAUUAUUCAAAUUUGUAUGAAGAGGUAUGCUAAAAAAAGACUUGGGGAGCAACACAAGCUCCAUAAAAGUUCAUGGAGGAGCCAAAUAAGGGCUGUGAUUGGCUA
Xenopus tropicalis (tropical clawed frog) is the source of this 1815-nucleotide messenger RNA. Its product is annotated as sialic acid-binding Ig-like lectin 10. The transcript is spliced from 11 exons. Lineage: Eukaryota; Metazoa; Chordata; Amphibia; Anura; Pipidae. Gene Ontology annotation, cellular component: membrane. The record is from RefSeq and is a predicted model, not a curated record. The coding region runs from base 163 to 1743 and encodes 526 amino acids.